AUGACAUCCGCUCACGGUGGUCACAUUGGAGAGGCUUCGAUGAAACGAAUAAUGCGCGAGUUUUUUUGGUGGCCAAAUAUGUCCACGGACGUAGUUCAAUUCGUCAAGAAUUGCAAGACGUGCGCCGUUUUAGCCCGCAAAAACCCACCUCUUCCCCUAUCUAACAGAGUACUACCUGAAGGCCCUUGGGAGAUAGUACAGAUUGAUUUCCUUUCCAUCCCUGUAACUGGAGCUGGUACACUAUUAGUAGUAGUGGACACAUAUUCUAGAUACCUGACGUUAGUGGAAAUGAAUCAAACCGAUGCUAAUAGUACAAACAAAGCAUUAUGCCAAGUAUUCCAGACGUGGGGUUGCCCAGUUAUCAUGCAGAGUGACAACGGGCCUCCAUUCCAAAGCUCAACGUUUGUUACUUUCUGGGAGAGCAAAGGCGUCAAAGUUCGGAAAUCAAUCCCGCUUUGCCCACAAACCAAUGGUGCUGUCGAAAGACAGAACCAGGGUAUAAUAAAAGCUGUAGCUGCUGCAAAAUUUGAAGGCGAAAACUGGAGAGAAGCCCUUCAACGAUACGUACACAACCAUAACACAAUAGUCUACCAUUCACGUCUAGGUGUAACUCCAUUCGAACUGUUAGUUGGCUGGAAGUACCGUGGAACAUUUUCCAGUCUUUGGAGUGACUCAGGUUCCAAUGAGUUGGAUCGUAUAGACAUACGAGAACGCGAUGGUGAAGCAAAACUUAUGAGCAAGGACUACGCAGAUUCAGUACGCGGAGCAAAAGAUUCAAACUUCGGUAUUGGGGAUAUCGUGCUUAUGUCUCAGCAUAAAAAGUCGAAACUAGAUCCAUCAUUUUCGUCUGAACGUUAUACAGUCGUUGCCCGUGAGGGUGCGAAGGUUGUUUUAGUCAGUGGAGGAGGAAUCCAGUUUUCCCGGAACGUCCAGGAUGUAAGGAAAGCUCCAUUGAUCGCUAACAAUUUUGAAUCGGAUACAGAUCGGUCUUAUAACUCGAUGGAAGAACUGCAUCCUACAAUUGAAAACAAUACGACUGGUCAACCGGAGAACAUCGAUAAUACAAAUAACUCUGUCACAGAGCCGGUGUCCGGAAGUAACUCGGAAGCAAGAGUUUUGCGCAAACGUAGCAACAUCAAAAAACCUACUAGAUUCGACGACAAAUUCAUUUACACCGUGUAUCGUUAA
Molecule: messenger RNA, 1188 nt
Organism: Topomyia yanbarensis
Lineage: Eukaryota; Metazoa; Arthropoda; Insecta; Diptera; Culicidae
Exons: 1
Coding region: 1-1188 (395 amino acids)
Biological process (GO): DNA integration
Molecular function (GO): nucleic acid binding
Source: RefSeq, a predicted model, not a curated record